AUGACAUUUUAUGGAUGGAGUCGAGUUGUCAUUAUUACAGAGAAAGUGACCCUUUUCACUGAAACUGAGGAGACACUCUUCGAAUUGCUCACUACAAAAUCUGUUAAUGCUACAAGGAUUGAUUUUGAGUCUGAUGACAAUCCUGCUGAUAUUCCUAAUUUGUUUCCUGAAAAUGAGAGGAUUUUUUUCUUAAAUAUGUGGGAGCCAAAAGCAAGACAAGUCAUAUGUGAGGCGUAUAAAAGAGGAUAUACUGAUAGGACAAAAUAUGGCUGGAUACUGUAUGGGUGGUACAGUAAUGCUUGGUGGAAUUUACGAUCUAAAAACACCACAGUGACUUGUACAAAUGAACAACUUUACUCUGUCCUGAAUGGAGCACUGGCUGUACAGCAGUAUCCUAUUAAUACUAAUGUGACAAAAACUGCCAUUGGAAACCUUUCAUACAGCGAGUUUUAUGAACUAUAUGAUGCAAGACUUGCCGAUAAUGUGUCAUAUCCAUCUCAUGCCUACCUCGAAUCAACCUACGUGGCACACAUGUCAUAUGAUGCUACAUGGACACUAGCACUGGCUCUUGAUAGAACAGCAAGAAGAAUAGCGGGAGGACAAGACCCAGUUCCUGAGUGUAGUGGUACACUGACCCCAUUGGAUCAAUGGGACAAUACAAUAUCAACUACCUCUUGCCUUAUAAGAUAUGAGCUAGGGAGAACCAGUUUUGAAGGAUUAACAGUUAAGACUAUGUUAAUCAAGCUCAUUAGUCCUAAUCUUAAUUAUUUCAUUAUUGCUGGCACUUCAAUGGUCUUUCUCUCAAUAUUUUUACGAAUAUUUCCAUUUGAUACCAGCGAUGAGGAAAGAUUUAAGAAAACUCGACUCUUACUCUGCUAUAUUUCAUUGUACCUUGAUUUCAUUGGAUACACGAUUGCUUUUGGAACUAUCCUGUCUAAAAUGUGGAGGAUAUAUUACAUAUUUCAUAAUCCUUCCCCAAAUAAAAAAAUACUUACUGAUUGGCAUUUGAUUGGUUUAAUUCUAUUAAUAACUGCUGGCAUGGCUGCUAUACUGAUAAUUGGAUCUGUCAUACCUCAAACAAGAUUGAAGCUCUCACUGGAAUCUGACAGAGAAAACUCAAACAAGUUUGAUGAAAGAGGAGUGCCACUAGAUUAUUAUGUGUAUCAUUGCUUCACUACAGCGUCCUUUGUGUGGCUCAUUUUUCUUUACAUUUAUCUCGGAAUGCUUCAAAUAAUAGCUCUCAUUCUUGCCAUACAAACACGCAAAGUUCGCAUCAAGAUACUUAAUGACUCAAAGGAGGUUGCAACCAUCAUUUACAUAACUAGCAUUGUACUGGUAGAGCUGGUGAUUGUAUCAUUUGCUCUGUCUAUCAUAUUUGCACCAAAGAUGUAUCGUUUAUAUAAAGAUCCCAAGGGAGAGAGUUGUGAGACCUCACAGACAAUGUCUUCAAUUGAGUUUGGAAGAAGUGGAGCAUUGACAGUAGUCAGUGAUAAAGAGAGGAUCGAUCAGUUGCAGAAUAAAGUCCUGGAGCUACAGUCACAGCUAGAAGGAAAAAGGGUUUUAAAUGCAGAAAACGGAGACAGGAAAGGACCUGUGACUUUCAUAGAGACUUCCAUGGUGGCUUCAAUUACUGAGACAAGUGACUGAAAUGUAUUUUGUUGUCAUGGUGUGUUUUGUACCGUUUUUAUUCAAACAAAGUUUAUUUUUAAAGUGCA
Molecule: messenger RNA, 1715 nt
Organism: Amphimedon queenslandica
Lineage: Eukaryota; Metazoa; Porifera; Demospongiae; Haplosclerida; Niphatidae
Exons: 12
Coding region: 1-1647 (548 amino acids)
Biological process (GO): gamma-aminobutyric acid signaling pathway; G protein-coupled receptor signaling pathway
Cellular component (GO): G protein-coupled receptor heterodimeric complex; membrane
Molecular function (GO): G protein-coupled GABA receptor activity
Source: RefSeq, a predicted model, not a curated record